AGUCGGCGUGUCAGUGCUGCUGCCUUGCCUUAACGACGAGGAUGAGCCACUCCAUGGAUUAUGGCCGGAGAUCUCUCCACGGAAGAGUGAAAGGAGACUCCGUGCAAUUUCAGUCUAAACGUCAGCCUCUUUUUGCUUCGGAACUAACGUCUUUCAAAAGUCCGACCAGCUUUGUGUCCGCUCCCCUGACGAAGAGUAACACGAUGAUUAACCAAACAUUCAAAACUCCAGUAGUAUGGCAAUCGUCUGAAGUCCAAGGAAGACACGUCUUAAGAGAAGUUGAACACAAGCGCGUCAGCGAGAAGGAGCUUCUACAGGGGCUCAAUGACCGCUUUGCCGGCUUUAUCGACAAAGUCCAUCGGCUGGAAAGCCAGAACAAAAUACUAGAAAGCGAACUUACCGAACUUCGCCAGAAACAGAUCUCUCGCUCGUCACUUUCAGAAGUGUAUGACCCUGAGAUCAAAGAGCUAAGAGAACAAAUUCGGCAGGUAAGCUUUCAGAAAAACAGGAUUGACCUGGAGCGUUACCACCUGGAAGAAGAUUUCACUACUUUAAGGGAAAAGUGCGAAAAUGAAGCUCGUAUUCGGUCAGAUAUCGAAGCCACCAUUACGACUUUAAAGAAAGAUAUUGAAGAUGCGUACCUUUUAAAAAUGGAGCUGGAACAGAAAGCUCGGUCUCUCGCUGAUGAAAUUGUCUUCUUAAAGAAAGAUCACGGCGAAGAAGUUUCAGAAAUGAUGAUCCAAAUUCGACAAGCUGAGCUCGCAGUCGAGGUGAAAGACCCUGUGAAGCUGGACAUCGCUUCGGCUUUGAGGGAAAUAAGAAAACAGCUUGAAGGUCAAACAAGUACAUCCAUGAAACAUGAUGAAUGCUUCAAGACCAGGAUGGCCAAACUGACCAAGGCGGCCGAAAUUAACAGCAAAGCCCUUAAAGAUACAAAACAAGAAAUCCACGAACACCAUCGGCAGCUACAGUCUAAAAGCACGGAACUGGAAACUAUUAAAGGCACCAAAGAGGGUCUGGAGAGGCAACUCAUCAGCCUGGAAGAGAGACACGAUGCGGAAAUCACGCAAUAUCAGCAUACUAUCCAGCAGCUAGAACAUGAGCUGAAACACACCAAAUGUGAGCUGUCUGGGUACCUGAGGGAAUACCAGGACCUCCUGAAUGUCAAGAUGGCUCUAGAUGUCGAAAUUGCCUCCUACAGGAAACUUUUGGAAGGAGAAGAAACACGGUUUUCCUUGGUGGCUGGAGCCCAAAUUUCAAUGCCCCAUGUGUAUCGACAGUCCCCUAUAUAUACUCUUCCACGUGUCACAAAGAAGGCAUCUUAUAGACAGGAGCCUCAGUACAAGUUUGUUGAAGAAAUCAUUACGGAAACAACCAAAGAGGUUGAGAUGACAGAAAUCGAAGAUCUACAGGAACAAUUAAUCAGCACAAAAGAGGAAUCCAAGGAAAAGGACACCUCAGAAGAAGCUUCAGUUACAGAAGCUGCCACAAUGCUGACAAGCACUUUACCUGACACCCUGUGUAUGGGAGAAGAAACAGUUCAAGACUCUGUGAAAUCUGAAGUGACAUCAGGAGGUGGAGAGGAUGAAGCAGAGGCAGAGGCUUCUAACGACGAACUCCGAGAUGUUAAGGCAAUUCAGGAAAAAAGCCAAAUAAGCACCUCAGAAGAGGUGGAGGAAUGUUUAAAAAACACUCCAGCUGAUGAAGCAGAAAGCGAGAAGGUAGGCCAAGUUUCAGACACAAUCUCUGCCCUUAGUAAGAUGAUCAUGGAAACAACAGGGUAUAAAAAUGAAGAUGAGCAGAAGGAGAUGGGAUUGAAAGAUCAAGAGAAACAGAUGCCAGAAGAGAGUGCAUUUAGAGAAACAGUUAUACAAGAUGCCUGCAAAGAAGAAUGUGAAGAUGUUAUGCUAAAACCAGAGGAACACCCCAUCAAAGAGGAGACAACUGAGAAAGAUGAGACAUCUUUUAUGGACACAGAAGAAACUGAGAACCCCACAGGACAAAAUGCAAAGCAUGUGGAUGGUUCAGAGAGUGAGCACCUUCUCAUGGUAGAGGGGGGCAAGUCACCAAAAACUGUAAAUAAUAAGGUGAAAGAUGGAGAAGAGACUCAAAGUUGUAUCAGAGUGGAAAGUCAAGAGGUGGUAAUGAAGGAAAUGGAGAAAGUCAAAAUUACAGGUCUUGACCCAGUGGUCCAGGUCACAGAGAAGCAAGAUGAAUUUCAGAAUGGACAAGCAUCAAGUCCAUUAAAGUCUGAAACAUGUGAGCCACCUUUAGUGACUGAGAUGGCAAGUGAACUUGAGACCACUAAAGAAGAAGAGAUAAAGAGCCACAUGAUUGCCAAAGAUAAGUAUUCUAAGCAGACUGAAACACCUGAAGUUAAGGAAGUAAGAGAUACAACAUUAAUAAAUGAAAACAUAAAAACUGAAGUUGAAGAAACAAUCAAAAUGGAUCAGGAGGAACCAAACAUGGAAACAAAUGGUGUGGAAAAUCUGGAGAAUAUGGCCUCUCAAUCAAAAGAAGAUAACGAGAAACAGGAAAAAAUGCAUUCUGAAACUAAAGAACACAAUGACAAUCAGGGCAAAUUAGAGUCUCCAACUAACAAUAUUAACGAAAAACUGAAAAACAUGACCUCUCCAUUAAAAGAAGAUAGUGAAAAACAGGAGAAAAUUGAGUCUUCUACUAAAGAAGAUAAUGAAAAAUUAGGAAAUAUGACACCUCCGAUUAAAGAAGAUAUUAAAAAAUGUGUAGAAAUGGAGCCUUCAACUGAAGAAGAUAAUGCAAAACAGGAAAAGAUAGAUUCUCCAACCAAAGAAGCUGAUUCUGACAGAAAAAAUGAUGAACAGGAAGGUAAACAGUUUGAACUUAAGGACUCAGAGAACAAGUACGACCAUUUUAAAUCUAAACUCAUCCCAGAAAUAAAACCUCAUAAGCAGAAGGAUGGAGAAUUCCAAGUUGUGCACAGCCCCACCUUGACAGGAUCCGAAGAUGCUCUGCAGACGCAGCAUUAUGGAGAGGAUUCUUCUUCAAGAGGCCCAAUGAAGAUUAAUGAGUAUCAAAAAGACAAGACAGAAGAGGAUGGAGGGAGUAUCAUCACAGAUAGGAAGCUUAAAGAGGGACUGUCCUUGGCUACAGUUUCUGAAGAAAUUACAGACGGUACACUUGAUUCUGGCUUAGAAAAUGGCAUUGACAGACAAAGUCCUCACCUCUCUGGGUGACACUGUAAAGUAUACUGAAGGGUCUAAAAUACCCAUGGAGGACAGCCACAACAAUUGACCAAAUACGCAAAUCUAAAACUCUCAUAAUAUUAGAAAAGAAAGCAACGAUGCAAUUUGAGCUAAGAUGCAUGUAGCUUGCUAGCCUUUCAAGACAUCAUGAAUGUAUGUAUUUUGGAAAAUGAAUUUGAUAAUACUGUACUGCAUGAAAAACUGUAAUCCAUUUAAAUGAUGGUAGGUCUUGGGCAAUGAAAAUCUCACCUGACAACAUACCACAAUACUUGUCUUGAAAUGAUUAGGAGUAUCCGUACCACCUAGUAACACAUUAAAAGAAACUGUACAUAAGUCUGAAAUGUGGAAAUGUCAUUAUUAAACA
This is a messenger RNA of Polypterus senegalus (gray bichir), 3588 nucleotides long. RefSeq names its product neurofilament medium polypeptide-like. The record is from RefSeq and is a predicted model, not a curated record. The transcript is spliced from 3 exons. Bases 42 to 3215 code for a protein of 1057 amino acids. Gene Ontology annotation, biological process: neurofilament bundle assembly. NCBI's taxonomy places the organism in Eukaryota, Metazoa, Chordata, Cladistia, Polypteriformes, Polypteridae. Gene Ontology annotation, molecular function: structural constituent of cytoskeleton. Gene Ontology annotation, cellular component: cytoplasm; postsynaptic intermediate filament cytoskeleton; axon.